Messenger RNA from Penaeus indicus, 1005 nucleotides. Its product is annotated as palmitoyltransferase ZDHHC16-like. The annotation marks the transcript as partial. The transcript has 7 exons. Lineage: Eukaryota; Metazoa; Arthropoda; Malacostraca; Decapoda; Penaeidae. The record is from RefSeq and is a predicted model, not a curated record. Gene Ontology annotation, molecular function: palmitoyltransferase activity. Gene Ontology annotation, cellular component: Golgi apparatus. Gene Ontology annotation, biological process: protein palmitoylation.
AUCUUGGUCGGAGGGGUGAUAACCCUGACAAGUUCGGUGGUGGCCAUCGUGUACAUCAUUGGCCUGCCGUACUAUUGGAACAAAUCGCCUGUGCUGACCAGCUUCCUCAUGGUCCUGGGCCACUGGCUACUGAUCAACGUGGCCUUCCAUUUUUACAUGGCUGCGAGGACGGACCCAGGAACGCCCCCAAAGGGUAUCCUAAUCAGCGAGGCCGUUAGUGUCUGCAAAAAAUGCAUAGCCCCUAAACCUCCCCGGACUCAUCACUGUUCUGUGUGCAACCGCUGCAUACUCAAGAUGGAUCAUCAUUGUCCUUGGCUCAACAACUGUGUGGGCCACUACAAUCACCGCUACUUCUUCAUGUACAUGGUCUACAUGACUCUUGGAACCAUAUUCAUCAUGAGUCUGGGCUUCGAGAUCGCCUUCAAGGAGAUCUGGCUCGGGGGGGAGAUGGGUGCGGGACUGAGCCAUGCGCUAGAGUACAUGGAAGGGAAAUUUGAUUCGCACGAAGAGGAGGACCUGGAAGGAUACCCAGCCAAUGUCAAUGGGACGCACAUGAUUCCCGUGUUUGGAGGUACGACUGGCAUCCCUGUACCUCUAGAGACCCCAGAGGAAGAGGAGACCAAACAGAAAAAAAAUUAUUGGUAUCGUUUUGCCAUAAUGUAUACAGGAAUGUUAACUACAGGUGUGUUCUUCUCUCUCGGAGGCCUUGCGACGUGGCACGGCAGACUCAUAGCCAAUGGAGAAACCAGCAUUGAGGCGCACAUCAACCGCAAAGAGACAGAACGACUGGCCAAGAUUGAUCAGGUUUACAAAAAUCCCUAUGAUUUUGGUACAACGGAAAACUGGAAAAUAUUCCUCGGAAUGACACAUGGCAGAGGACUGCGUCAUGUGCUGCUGCCUUCCACACACCUCGCCAACGGCACUGGGCUCACGUGGCCUAAUUCCAUAAUAGCCGCUGCGAGUCAUGACAAAGCGGCAUGACAAGAUGUGUGAGCUGGUUGGAAC